Molecule: messenger RNA, 719 nt
Organism: Lucilia cuprina (Australian sheep blowfly)
Lineage: Eukaryota; Metazoa; Arthropoda; Insecta; Diptera; Calliphoridae
Product: dendritic arbor reduction protein 1
Exons: 2
Coding region: 14-568 (184 amino acids)
Source: RefSeq, a predicted model, not a curated record
GCAUCAUUUUUCAAUGUAUUCAGCCAGUACUAUAGCGGCAUCAUCGAUAGCUGCUGCCUUAAGUGGUUUAAAUUGGCAUUUACGUACGGGUCAAAAUUUGCGUUAUUUACUUAAUCUUCUUACAGAUCUAACCAGUGUAGAACAGGAUUACCUCCAUGACUGUAUGAUGAAAAUGGAAACCAUCUUUGAAGAACACAGUCGUAAUUUGCAACCCUAUUUGGGUAGCGUAGAAAUACAGCAUAAUAAUUCCUUAAAUAAUAACAAUAUUAAUAACAAUAAUAAUAUUAGCAGCAACAACACCUCCUCAACAACAUUAACAACAGCUCAAUCUCAGUUUAUACAAAAUAAUCCUCAAUAUCUUCAUUAUGCAUAUCACAAUCAUCAUCAGCAUCAUCAUUCCGGCCCAACAUCAGUGCAACAACAUCAACAUCAUCAUCAUAAUCAACAUCAUUUGGAUAUCGUCAGUGCGGCGGGUAGUUUAAAUGCAAAUAAUUUACUACCAAAUCUAACACAAACCUGUAAAAUGCAAGCCAAUGCCCAAAAAGAGGUGCAGGAUAUAAAAUUCUAAGUCGUAGUUUUUUAAUAAGUUUUUUUUUUUAAUUAUUAUUAAUAAUCUAUUAUUAUUUUUUAUUAAUUAACUAGUUUUUUAUUAAUAGUUUUAGUUUAUCUUUUUAUGAAUAACUUUUCCAGUUAAAGAAAUAAUGAAAGAAAAAAAGUAA